CGGGGACGUGACGCCAGAGCCGCGCGUCGCGGAGGCGGUGUGGCGGCGCGGCGCUCGCUGGUCCCGGCUGAAGAACAGCAAUUUUUCUGCCGAGCAGUCUUCCCUUAAUCAGAGUCAGGCUCAGUGCACCACUGACAACCCCAUGGUUUGCUCUGGUUACAGUUGAGUAAUUAUCUCUAGUUGCAGUUUUGCUCUUAGCUGCUGUGCUUCACAAGAGAGAUUCUCAUGGAUCUCAACAGUGCUAGCACUGUUGUUUUGCAAGUCUUGACGCAAGCUACUAGCCAGGAUACUGCAGUGUUGAAGCCAGCUGAGGAGCAACUGAAGCAGUGGGAGACACAGCCAGGUUUUUAUUCAGUCUUGUUGAAUAUCUUUACAAAUCAUAGCCUGGAUGUGAAUGUAAGAUGGUUAGCUGUACUGUACUUUAAAAAUGGAAUUGAUCGCUACUGGAGACGGACCACACCACAUGCUCUUUCGGAAGAAGAAAAAUCUACAUUGCGUGCUGGACUUAUCACCAACUUUAAUGAGCCAGUCAAUCAGAUAGCAACUCAGAUCUCUGUAUUGAUUGCUAAAGUUGCCAGAGUGGACUGCCCAAGACAAUGGCCAGAACUUAUACCCGCUCUUGUAGAAGCUGUGAAGGUGCAGGAUGAUCUUCAGCAACACAGGGCGCUACUUACAUUUUACCAUGUUACGAAGACCCUGGCAUCCAAACGGCUUGCUACAGAUAGGAAGCUUUUCUAUGAUCUUACAUCAAGUAUUUAUAGCUUUGCAUGUUCCUUGUGGAAUCACCAUACAGAUACAUUCCUACAACAGAUUUGUAGAGGGGAUGAAGCUGCAGCUGCAAAUUCCCUAGAAAGGACCUUGUUGUCAUUGAAAGUGCUUCGGAAACUAACAGUCCAUGGCUUUGUAGAACCUCAUUGCAAUGCAGAGGUGAUGGGUUUUCUGCAUGACGUAUUUGAACGGCUGAAACAGUUUCUGGAGUGUACUAUCCAGAAGGAAAAUGAAAGUCUAAAAAAUGAUAGUGGUGAAAUGUCUGAUUUACCAGGUAGAAUGGUAAGAGCAGAAAGCAUAUGCAGAGAUCGUCUAGAAAAGACCAUAAUUCUGUUCACUAAAGUGCUUUUGGACUUCCUGGAUCAACAUCCUUGCUCAUUCACUGCUUUGAUUCAGAGAUCACUGGAGUUCUCUGUAAGCUACGUUUUCACAGGAGCUGGUGAAGGAGUUGUAUUUGAGCAGUUUAUUAUACAAUGCAUGAAUCUCAUUAAGAUGAUUGUAAAAAAUUAUGCAUACAAACCAUCCAAAAAUAUUGAAGACAGCAGCCCUGAAACUCUUGAAGCACAUAACAUAAAGGCUGCUUUUUUCACAUUCCCAACGCUAAUGGAAAUCUGUAAGAGAUUAGUUACUCAUUAUUUCCUGCUGACAAAGGAAGAAUUGGCUAUGUGGGAAGAGGAUCCAGAAAGCUUCACUGUAGAAGAGACUGGAGGAGAUUCUUGGAAGUACAGUCUCAGACCAUGCAUGGAAGUCCUUUUUAUUGAUAUUUUUCAUGAAUAUAAUCAGACUCUUACCCCAGUUCUUUUGGAAAUGGUUCACAGUCUACAAGGAUCUACCAACGUGGAAAAUACCAGUGCUAUACUGAUUAAAGAUGCUGUGUAUAAUGCGGUUGGACUGGCUGCCUAUGAACUAUUUGAUAGUGUGGAUUUUGAUCAAUGGUUUAAAAAUCAACUAUUAGCAGAACUACAGGUUUCUCAUGACAGAUAUAAACCAAUACGCCGACGAGUAAUCUGGCUGAUUGGACAGUGGAUUCCUGUAAAAUUCCAAUCAGACUUGAGACCUAUUUUAUAUGAAGCAAUUCGUAACUUACUUCAAGACCGUGACUUAGUGGUCCGUAUUGAGACAGCUACGACACUGAAGUUAACUGUAGAUGACUUUGAGUUCAGAACUGACCAGUUCUUACCGUACCUGGAGUCCAUGUUUACACUGCUCUUUCAGCUACUUCAGGAAGUAACUCAAUGUGACACCAAAAUGCACGUUCUUCAUGUUCUGUCCUGUGUGAUUGAAAGAGUCAAUAUGCAGAUACGACCGUAUGUCGGAUGUUUGGUUCAGUAUUUACCACAGCUGUGGAAGCAGAGUGAGGAGCACAAUAUGCUACGUUGUGCCAUUCUAACCACGCUAAUCCAUCUCAUCCGGGGACUGGGAGCAGACAGCCAAAAUCUCUACCCAUUUCUACUUCCAGUUAUCCAACUAAGUACAGAUGUUUCUCAGCCUCCACAUGUCUAUCUUCUGGAAGAUGGUUUACAGCUGUGGUUAGUGACAUUGGAGAAUAGUCCAUAUCUUACACCAGAGCUCCUGAGAAUAUUUCAGAAUAUGUCUGCCCUUCUUGAGCUGAGUUCAGAAAAUCUCAAAAAUUGCUUUAAGAUCAUCAAUGCUUAUAUUUUCUUAUCUUCAUCUGAAUUUUUGGAGAUGUAUGCUGCUGACUUAUGUCGGUCAUUUUGUGAGCUUUUGAAGGACAUAACUAUUGAAGGUCAAGUUCAAGUUUUAAAGGUUGUAGAAAAUGUCCUAAAAGUCAACCCUGUGUUGGGUCCUCAAAUGUUUCAACCCCUUCUGCCAUCAGUAUUCAGGGGGAUUAUAGAAGGGGAGAGGUACCCAGUGGUGAUGUCUACUUAUCUGGGGAUCAUGGGUAGAGUUCUACUACAAAAUGCAAGGUUUUUUUCAUUACUUUUGAGCCAGAUGGCAUGUGAAUUGGGUCAGGAGUCGGACCAAAUUCUUGGUAACAUGAUUGAAAUGUGGGUUGAUCGGAUGGAUAACAUCACUCAGCCAGAAAGAAGAAAACUUUCUGCUUUGGCAUUGCUUUCUCUUCUGCCUUCAUUAAAUAGUGUUAUCCAAGAUAAAUUUUGUGGUAUCAUCAACAUUUCAGUGGAAGGACUGAAUGAUGUUAUGACUGAAGAUCCUGAAACAGGAACAUACAAAGACUGCAUGUUAAUGUUUCAUUUUGAAGAGCCCAGAGCUACAGAAGUUGAGGAACCUCCCACAGAACAAGACAAAAGGAAAAAAAUUCUUGCGCUGAGGGACCCAGUACACGCUGUGUCACUGCAGCAGUUCGUCUAUGAGAAGUUAAAGGCACAGCAGGAAUUACUGGGAGAACAAGGUUUUCACGCCCUUAUGGAAACCGUGGAUACAGAAAUAGUUGCCCAACUACAAGAAUUUUUACAAGGCUUCUAAAUAAGCAGAAAAAAGAUUUUCUAUGUCAAAUUUAUAUUUCAAAAAUAUGAAAGAACUCUAGCCUUGGGUCUUGUAUGGAUGAGUCUAAUGAAAGGAGAAAAUAACUUGAUACAAAAGAAUAAAAAAAGUUGCUGCUGUUGCUCCUAAA
This is a messenger RNA of Melospiza georgiana, 3361 nucleotides long. It is a transcript of the gene IPO11, whose product is annotated as importin 11. Gene Ontology annotation, molecular function: small GTPase binding. Bases 226 to 3213 code for a protein of 995 amino acids. Gene Ontology annotation, biological process: protein import into nucleus. Lineage: Eukaryota; Metazoa; Chordata; Aves; Passeriformes; Passerellidae. The transcript has 32 exons. The record is from RefSeq and is a predicted model, not a curated record. Gene Ontology annotation, cellular component: cytosol; nuclear envelope.